AUGUCCUCCUCGUCCAAGCGCAAGCCCUCCGAUGCACCAGUAUCACCACCCCCUCUCAAGAGGAAGCUCGCUUCCGGCACCACAAAGGGCGCGGUCGCCAACUUCUUCACCCCAAUAUCCCAGAAACCCAAGGACCGCACCGUCUGGUCAGAGCGCGCCCCGAACAACGACACGCCAGCAACCUUGCUCGUUGCCAAGUACGAACCUGAAGCCAAAGAAGAGACUUCGACAAACAAGAGGCGGAAAGUGGCCGCCUUCGAUCUUGACUCGACCCUCAUCGCGACAUCUUCAGGCAAGAAGCACGCCUCCGACGGCAAUGAUUGGAAAUGGUGGCACCCCUCUGUGCCGGCCCGCCUCAAACAACUCUACAACGACGAAAACUACCGCCUCAUCAUCCUCUCCAACCAAGCCGGCCUGACCCUACACCCGGACCCCAAAUCCAAAACCCCCAAAGCAAACGCCGCCAAGCGCGUCUCCGACUUCAAGACGAAAUGCGCCGCCGUCCUCGCCCAGCUCGACCUGCCCGUCACCCUCUACGCCGCCACGGCAAAGGACAUGUUCCGCAAGCCCCGCCCCGGCAUGUGGCACGAGCUCUGCCGCGAUCACGACAUCACGGAGGACGUCGACCUUGCGAGCAGCCUCUUCGUAGGCGACGCCGGCGGGCGCGUCGCUGCCGGUGCGACAGCCCGCGACUUCAGCUGCUCGGACCGCAAUCUCGCGCACAACAUCGGCGUCCCCUUUAAGACGCCCGAGGAGUUCUUCCUCGACGAGCCGCCGCGCGUCUUUGCGAGGGAGUUUGACCUCGCGCUGCACCCGUACGUCGAAGCCGCAGGCACAGACAGGGGCGAGGGCGCGGACGAGGCGCCCCUCUUCGAGAAAAGGAACAAGCAAGACGUCGUACUGUUCUGCGGCCCGCCCGGCGCGGGCAAGAGCACAUUCUACUGGAGACAGCUCCAGCCUCUGGGCUACGAGCGCGUGAACCAGGACAUACUCAAGACGCGGGACAAGUGCGUCAAGACGGCGAGGGAGCUCCUCCAGAGCGGAAAAUCCGUCGCCAUAGACAAUACAAACGCCGACCCCGACACGCGCGCCGUGUGGGUCAAUCUCGCCAAGCAGCACGACGUCCCCGUGCGCUGCGUGUGGUUCAAGACGCCCCUCUUCGUCUGCGAGCACAACGAUGUCGUCAGGGCGCUCAACACAAAGAUGAAUCCCGAAUCCAGGACGGCGCUGCCGCAGCUCGCCUUCAACGGCUUCAAGUCGCGCUUCCGUGAGCCCAAAGCCAAGGAGGGCUUCCAGGACGUGACGGAGCUGGAGUUCGAGUUCCGUGGCACGAGGGAGGAGCAUGGCGUGUGGGCACGGUACUGGAUCUAA
This is a messenger RNA of Verticillium nonalfalfae, 1371 nucleotides long. RefSeq lists its product as uncharacterized. Bases 1 to 1371 code for a protein of 456 amino acids. The record is from RefSeq and is a predicted model, not a curated record. NCBI's taxonomy places the organism in Eukaryota, Fungi, Ascomycota, Sordariomycetes, Glomerellales, Plectosphaerellaceae. Gene Ontology annotation, molecular function: polynucleotide 3'-phosphatase activity; ATP-dependent polydeoxyribonucleotide 5'-hydroxyl-kinase activity; double-stranded DNA binding. The transcript has 6 exons. Gene Ontology annotation, biological process: DNA repair.